AUGCCGCCGCCGCACUACUAUCCCGUCCUGCUGCCGCUACUGGUUCUUGCGGCAGUGGCGGGCGUCUCCGCGGGGGACGGCGGCGGGGGAGAGGGACUGGAGCGGACGUACAUCGUGCGGGUGGACGCCGACGCGAAGCCGUCGGUGUACCCGACGCACGCGCACUGGUACGAGGCGGCGGUGCUGGCGGCGGCCGGCGACGGCGCGGGGUGGCCGGAAGGGGGCCCGCUGAUCCACACCUAUUCGGCGGCCUUCCACGGGUUCUCCGCGCGGAUGUCCCCCGCGGCCGCCGAGGCGCUGGCGUCCGCCCCCGGGGUGGCGGCCGUGGUGCCGGAGCGCGUGCGGCAGCUCUCCACCACGCGGUCCCCGAGGUUCCUGGGCCUGCUGUCCUCCCCGCCCUCGGCGCUGCUCGCGGACUCCGACUUCGGGGCCGACCUGGUCAUCGCCAUCGUCGACACCGGCAUCUCCCCCGCACACCGCAGCUUCCAAGACCGCGGGCUGGGCCCGGUCCCGAGCCGGUGGCGCGGGGUGUGUGCGUCCGGGCCGGGGUUCCCGCCCAGCGCCUGCAACCGCAAGCUCGUCGGCGCGCGCUUCUUCUCCAAGGGGUACGAGGCCACCUCGGGGCGCAUGAAUGAGACGGCGGAGGUCCGGUCCCCGCUCGACACCGACGGGCACGGGACCCACACCGCGUCCAUCGCCGCGGGAGCGUACAAGGUGUGCUGGGUGGGCGGAUGCUUCGACUCUGACAUCCUCGCGGCCUUCGACGCCGCCGUCGCCGACGGCGUCAAUGUGAUCUCGCUCAGCGUCGGUGGCGUUGUCGUGCCGUACUACCUCGACGCGAUUGCCAUCGGGGCGUUCGGCGCGACCGAAGCCGGGAUCGUCGUCUCCGCUUCGGCCGGCAAUGGUGGUCCCGGUGGGCUCACGGUGACCAAUGUGGCGCCCUGGAUGGCCACCGUCGGGGCUGGCUCCAUGGACCGCGCGUUCCCGGCCAAUGUGCGGCUCGGUAACGGGCAGGUGCUCGACGGCGUGAGCGUGUACGGGGGGCCCGCGCUCGAGUCCGGCAAGAUGUACGAGCUGGUGUACGCCGGGGCGAGCGGCGGGGCCUCCUCCGCCUCCGACGUCUACUCUGCGUCGAUGUGCCUCGACGGGUCGCUGGACCCAGCCGCGGUGCGCGGCAAAAUCGUGGUGUGCGACCGCGGCGUGAACUCGCGCGCCGCCAAGGGCGACGUGGUCCGCCGCGCGGGUGGCGUCGGAAUGGUGCUAGCCAACGGGGCGUUCGACGGCGAAGGCCUUGUCGCCGACUGCCACGUCCUUCCGGCGAUCGCCGUCGGCGCGGCCGCGGGCGACAGGCUCCGCAAGUACAUCGCGUCCUCGACCAAGCAGAGGCCAGCCACCGGCACCAUCCUGUUCGAGGGCACGCACCUGGGCGUGCACCCGGCGCCAGUGGUGGCGGCGUUCUCGGCGCGCGGCCCGAACCCCCAAUCCCCGGAUAUCCUGAAGCCGGACCUGAUAGCUCCCGGCCUCAACAUCCUGGCCGCGUGGCCCAGCAGCGUCGGCCCGGCCGGCAUUCCCUCGGACAUCCGCCGCACCGAGUUCAACAUCCUGUCGGGCACGUCCAUGGCCUGCCCGCACGUGUCGGGCCUGGCCGCACUGCUCAAGGCCGCGCACCCGACCUGGAGCCCCGCGUCGAUCAAGUCGGCGCUGAUGACCACGGCGUACGUGAGGGACAACAGCAACGGCACGAUGGUGGACGAGUCGACGGGCGCGGUGGCGGGCGCGUUCGACCUCGGCGCGGGCCACGUGGACCCGAUGCGCGCCAUGGACCCGGGUCUGGUGUACGACAUCACCCCGGGCGACUACGUCAACUUCCUGUGCAACCUCAACUACACGGAGCAGAACAUCCGCGCCGUGACGCGGCGCCAGGCGGACUGCCGCGGCGCGCGCCGCGCCGGGCACGCGGGCAACCUCAACUACCCGUCGCUGUCCGCCACGUUCGUCGCCGCCGCGGACGACGCCAGAGCGACGACGAUGAGGACGCACUUCAUCCGGACGGCGACCAACGUGGGCGGCGGCGAGAGGGCGGUGUACCGCGCGUCGGUCGCGGCCCCUGAGGGGUGCAACGUGACGGUGCAGCCGCGGCAGCUGGCGUUCCGGCGCGAGGGGCAGCGGCUGAGCUUCACGGUGCGGGUGGAGGCCGCGGUGGCGGCGCCCGGGAAGAGGAUGGAGCCCGGGAGCUCCCAGGUGCGGAGCGGCGCGCUGACGUGGAGCGACGGUAGGCACGUCGUCCGUAGCCCGAUCGUGGUGACGGUGCAGGCGCCCUUGCAGUGA
Molecule: messenger RNA, 2328 nt
Organism: Miscanthus lutarioriparius
Lineage: Eukaryota; Viridiplantae; Streptophyta; Magnoliopsida; Poales; Poaceae
Source: the annotation of a GenBank genome assembly